CAAUGAAAAAUCUGUUGGUUUCAUCAUCAAAGGUAUUUUCUUCUCCAAUUUCGCCCAAUUAUUUGUCAAAAUUAACAAUAAAAAAUCAAGCCACACCGAAGCAAAGAAGAAAUUCUCGGAUUUGUAAACAAUUAUUUUGCCAGGAAAGGAAACAAGAUAAUUAUGAUUAUUUAAAAGUUAAUCAGAUUACAAAAGAUACUCUUACGGUUCCAGAUAUUUUAUUUAAUACACCUAAUAAAUGUGAUUUGUUAAAAAACGGUAUAGAAGGAAAAAAAUUAAUCAAUGUUAUCGGUAGAGGAGCUUUUGGAACUGUUAUUCGUGGUGUUUACAAAGAUUCUGUAGUUGCCAUAAAAAUAAUUGAAAACCGGAAACAGUCAGAACUGAGAGAAAUAAAUGCCCUAAGUUUACAUCAUGAAAAUAUUGUAAAAACAUUGGACGUUGUAUCAAAUAGUAAUCUAAACUAUUCUUUAGUUUUAAUGGAGUACUAUUCGAAUUGCCUUCAAUUACAACAAGUUCUAGAAAGUAAUCAAAUAAUUUCUCAAAAGCAAAUGCUUAAAUUUGCUUUAGACAUUUGUAAAGGUUUAGAACAUUGUCAUAAAAAUAAUAUAUUGCAUUUGGAUAUAAAGCCAAAAAACGUUUUAGUAACAGAAAAUCGAUGUAAACUCUGCGAUUUUGGAAAUUCUGUUGCUGUUGACAAACUACAAGAUUAUAUUCAUCAGGGCACAGUGAUUUAUACAGAUCCAUCAAUACUAAUUGGAAAAUUGCCAACCAGGAAAAGUGAUAUAUAUUCUUUAGGUAUACUUUUAUGGCAAUUGGAGUUUAGGAAACAACCUUAUGAAUGUUUUGAUAACAAUGAAACAGUUAUCUACAAAGUUGUAAAAUGUGGUCUUCGUCCAGAUUCUCAAAACACGUCUGAUUAUCAUGAUUUGUUCUCCAAAUGUUGGAAUUCAGAUGCAGAACAACGACCUGAAAUUGAAGAUGUACUGCAAAUUUUACAGACAAUAUAUUCAGUGUGUGAAGUGUGAUUUUUAUCCUUUUAUUGUAUUUAUUUGUUUUAUUAUUAUAAUAUGUAAUAUUUAAUUGAUUUUUGAUACGUUUUUGUAAUAAUUUUUAUCUGCUGGAUGUCAGAUUUUCUAUUAAACUGUAAAUAUCAACUGA
Molecule: messenger RNA, 1158 nt
Organism: Aethina tumida (small hive beetle)
Lineage: Eukaryota; Metazoa; Arthropoda; Insecta; Coleoptera; Nitidulidae
Product: serine/threonine-protein kinase mos
Exons: 5
Coding region: 3-1025 (340 amino acids)
Biological process (GO): protein phosphorylation
Molecular function (GO): protein kinase activity; ATP binding
Source: RefSeq, a predicted model, not a curated record